GGUUAUGAUGAUACAUGAAAAGCUUCAUGUCCGCUACCUAUUGGAAACUGUGCGAAGAAUCUGCUGAGGUCGUAAUUGAUGGGUCUUUUGCUGGCUUUGUGGCCUGACGAAGACGGAGGUGUACCCGAUUCUGCUUUCAAUUUCUGUAUUUCCUUUGUAUUUGAUGAGGAGUUGUCUAAGCUGUCGUGAUUUCCGUACCUGAGCAGACUCCGGCACAUUUGAGCUCUGCAUUGGAAAAAUAUCAUCUGCGUUGUUUCUUCGUUUACAUUCUGCAUCAGAAAUAUCGCUGAUUAAGAGAGCUGCACAUUUUUGUUUUGGAUUUGAAGCUUUCAGAUUCAUUUUCAUUUCAAGCUUUCUCAACCGGAGUUGAUCAAUUCAUUACUCGAACAUCUGACAUCACGCAUUAUUGCAUUGCGUUGGACAUACAACUCAGCACCGGCACGGGAUAUAUAUUUCAUCAUGACAAAAUUACUCGAUGCGAACGAGGUGGCGAAGCACAACACUCCUGAAAGUUGCUGGGUAAUUUUAUACGACAAUGUCUACGAUGUCACAGACUUCCUCUCCGAGCAUCCUGGCGGGUCCAAGAUCAUAUUGAAGCUCUCCGGGCGAGACGCCACAGAAGAAUACGACCCGAUCCACCCACCAGGCACACUGGAAGAGAACCUCAAACCAGAAGCAAAGUUAGGCAGAAUCGAUCCAAACACUCUCCCUAAACCCAACGAGCCCUCGGUCGAAGAUACUCCAUCAUCCGCACCAGACGUGCCUCCACCACUCGACACGCUCCUCAACCUCGACGAAAUCGAGCAAGUAGCCACGCGCCAAAUGAGCCGCAAGGGAUGGGCAUACUACUUCUCCGCCAGCGACGACUUACUCUCCAAGGACUUCAACAACGCCGUAUACCGCUCCAUUCUGCUCCGGCCGCGCGUCUUUAUCGACUGCACCCACUGCGACACAUCCACCACUCUUCUGGGGAACAAAGUCGGCCUACCCAUCUUUGUCUCCCCUGCCGCCAUGGCACGUCUCGCUCACCCGUCCGGCGAAGCAGGCAUUGCACAGGCGUGCGCCAAGUUCUCUGCGCUGCAAAUAAUAUCAAACAAUGCCUCGUUGACGCCCGAGCAGAUUGUCAAAGGUGCUAUUCCCGGUCAGGUAUUCGGAUGGCAGUUGUACGUGAACGUGCACCGGCAGAAGAGCGAGGAAAUGCUCGCGCGGGUGAAUAAAUUGAGCGAUAAAAUCAAGUUUAUUUGCCUCACGCUGGAUGCUCCCGUGCCUGGGAAACGAGAAGACGAUGAACGUUCCUCAAACGUUGCGGCGAAAUUGCCUGUUGCUUCAGCAGUACAGCGGAGUCCUCCUGUAUCUGGGCCUGCACCCGGAUCUGGAGCCGGUGGGACUGGAACAGCCACCACGCUCAAGACCGCAGGAUCAUCUCCGCAGGGUAAAAAAGGCGGAAUAGGCCAGUCCCUCUUCGCCGGAACCGCACCAGACCUCACGUGGCGCGCUACCCUCCCUUGGCUGGCGCAACAUACUUCUCUGCCAAUUUUUCUGAAAGGCAUCCAGACUCAUGAAGACGCAUACCUGGCGUCCCUCUGCGCGCCGCAAGUCAAGGCCAUCAUCUUAUCCAAUCACGGCGGGCGUGCAGCAGACACCGCGCCCCCCGCGGUACAUACGCUGCUGGAGAUUCGCAAAUACUGUCCCGAGGUUUUUGAGAAACUGGAAGUCUGGGUCGAUGGCGGGAUCAAGCGCGGCACAGAUGUCGUCAAGGCUCUGUGUCUGGGUGCGCGGGGCGUGGGUAUAGGACGAGCGGCGCUGUGGGGAUUAGGCGCGGGUGGGCCGGAGGGGGUGGAGCGGACGUUUGAGAUCCUCAAGGCAGAACUCGAAACAGCCAUGCGUCUUCUCGGCGCGCAUUCCGUUGGCGAUUUAGCUUUGAGACAUGUAAAUACCCGCGCGGUCGAGCAGCAGCUAUACGACGGCCCAGUUGGACUCGAUCCUAGCGAUCUUGGCAGCGGCAAGGGCAAGGACAGACAGAUCUUGUCAAAGCUAUAACCUAUUAAAUUUUGUGUGCAAGUUUAUAUAGUGUGCUGUUUCUUGCUGUCUUGCUGUCUUGCUGUCUUACUACAAACCUUUUAUACCAGAUUUUGGGACACUCAUCUCCGAUGUGGUCAUGUAAACAGGCAGUAGAAAGUAGGAUCCACAGACCUUGAAGCCCAUGUACAAUGUCAUAGGGGCAGUAGACUAGGAAAAAAUAACAAUGUGUGUUUAUGUGUAUUGACGUGUAUUUACAAUAUCUUAGUAUAGCAUGGCAUGGUAUGGUAUGGCAUGUACAAUAUGUCGUGCACGUAUAAUAUACACAG
Xylona heveae TC161 is the source of this 2348-nucleotide messenger RNA. RefSeq lists its product as hypothetical. Gene Ontology annotation, molecular function: heme binding; oxidoreductase activity. The record is from RefSeq and is a predicted model, not a curated record. Bases 460 to 2040 code for a protein of 526 amino acids. The transcript is spliced from 5 exons. Lineage: Eukaryota; Fungi; Ascomycota; Xylonomycetes; Xylonales; Xylonaceae.